This is a messenger RNA of Cariama cristata (Red-legged seriema), 1686 nucleotides long. RefSeq lists its product as uncharacterized. The annotation marks the transcript as partial. The transcript is spliced from 8 exons. The record is from RefSeq and is a predicted model, not a curated record. Lineage: Eukaryota; Metazoa; Chordata; Aves; Cariamiformes; Cariamidae.
AUGGACUGUAGUUCUCAAAAGGAGUACUUGGAAAGGAGAGCCUCUUUGUUCCCAGGUGUUGUAGUGGACCUGCUGAAAGAACCAGAAGGUGGACUGUAUGAAGACAGAAGUGGCUAUAGUGGAUGUUUCUUUCUUCAAAACAUAGAGCUCACAUCUAAUAAAGUAACAAUAUUUAUCAGAAACAUUUAUGCCAUUGAGGAAUCCAGAGAAAUGCAGGAAAUGCAGUAUGAACACAUAACAUUGUGCCUGACCGAUCUGAUAGCCUUAUACAGCGAGAUGAUUAGCUCGAUGGAUGAGAGGAGAGGAUUGGAUAUUGUUUAUCUUGACUUUAUCAAGGCUUCUGACACUGUCUCAUAUAACAUCCUCAUUGACAAACCCAUAAAGUAUAGCCUGGAUACAUGGGCAGUGAGCCAGUUUGAAAACUGGCUGAACUGCCGGACUCAAAAGGUUGUCAUCAGUGGCACAAAGUGUAGCUGGAGGCCAGUCACUAGUGGUGUACACCAGUGGUCAAUACUGGGGCCGGUACUGUCUAAUAUCUUCAUUAAUGAUCUGGAUGAUGUGGCAGAGUAUACCCUCAGCAAGUUAGCGGAUGAUACAAACGUGGGAACAGUGGCUGAUGCACCAGAGGGUUCCUCUGCCAUCCAGAGGGACCUCGACAGGCAGGAGAAGUGGGUGGACAGUGACUUCAUGAAGUUCAACAAAGGGAAAUGCAAAUCCCUGUACCUGGGCAGGAAUAACCCCAUACGUCACUACACAAUGGAGGCCAUCUGGCUGGAAAGCAGCUUUGCAGAAAAGGACCUGAAGGUCCUGGUGGACACCAAGUUAAAUAUGAGCCAGUAAUGUGCCCUCGCAACAAAGGCAGCCAACAGUGUCUUGGGCUGACUUUGGAAGAUUUUUGUCAACAGGCUGGGGGAGGUCAUCCUUCCCUUCUACUCAGCCCUAAUUCAAACCAAGAAGAAAGCAGAGCUGGGCUGUUGGGCUAAAGUACAGCAGAGCUCGUUGCAGAGCCCUGCAAAUGUGGGUGAAGAGCUGGUUUGCAUUUGGGAGCUGCUGUCAGAGUUACUGACAACCAUGUAUCACUGCCCGGUGCCUAAAAUUUUCUAUGUCCAGUUAACUGUUGGCAACAGUGAGUUUUUUGGUGAAGGAAAGACUCGUCAAGCUGCUAGACAUAAUGCUGCAAUGAAGGCCCUUCAGGCUCUCCAGAAUGAGCCUAUUCCUGAAAAAUUACCUCAGAAUGGAGAAACAGGUAAAGAAUCAGAAGAAGAUAAAGACGCAAACAAGUCUGAGAUCAGUGUAGUGUUUGAAAUCGCUUUGAAGCGCAAUAUACCUGUCAGUUUUGAGGUGAUUAAAGAAAGUGGACCUCCUCACAUGAAGAGCUUUGUUACACGAGUUACAGUAGGAGAAUUCACUGCAGAAGGAGAAGGCAACAGUAAGAAACUCUCAAAGAAACGUGCUGCAAUGGCUGUCCUACAAGAACUUAAGAAACUUCCUCCUCUUCCUGUGAUUGAAAAGCCAAAACUUUACUUUAAAAAACGUCCAAAAACAAUAUUGAAGCUCUCAAAUACAGAUAGAAAAUUGACUGGAGACCAGCCUGUGGCGGACUUGCAAACUGUGAACCAUCCCUCCGUUAAAACAUGCCCUGUCUCAGAGGAUAAUAUGAUAUUACCUGAUAAUAUGUAUUACUUG